Messenger RNA from Mus pahari (shrew mouse), 3967 nucleotides. Its product is annotated as Friend virus susceptibility protein 1-like. Bases 906 to 2453 code for a protein of 515 amino acids. The record is from RefSeq and is a predicted model, not a curated record. The transcript has 2 exons. Lineage: Eukaryota; Metazoa; Chordata; Mammalia; Rodentia; Muridae.
UUAACGGAGCGCCACGCUGGGCGGCCCGGCGACCAGAACUAGGCAGAAUCCUCGGGGAGAUGCAAUCGAGUGAGUCCGUUCUCUUGCUGGGACCUCCAACCCGCAGCGCCAAGCGUCGAGGAUGCCGGACGGACUCAAGAUCCUAACUCUAACCUUGAGGGACUGAGCGACUGCUCGCCCCAAAGUGUUCGCGCUCCUUCCUGGAAGGGCCACGCCACGCAGGUCUUCACUUCAUCCCCCGAGGGGUUCGAGGCGACGCCCUAGGGGACCCUCGGGAAGCGUCAGGCCAGCGGGUUUCCCUCAUCCCUCGCUGUUGGGUGUCUGUGGAACAAACGCGGUGCGUUUUCAGGACGGCGAUGGCUAUUCUUCGUUGUCAACUUGACUAUAUCUGGAAUCAACUACAACCCAGAAAUGGAGAAGAGCAUACCUGUGAGAGAUUGUCUGCAUAAAGUAGAUGAAUCCACUUCUAAUCCAGACCUUUGAGGUAGGAAGAUACACAUCUUUAAUCUUGAUCUUGAGGUGGGAAGACACAAGUCUUUAAUCCAAAUCUUGAGAAAUGUCUUUUGUGAACAUAUGAGCCAUACCUUCAGCUGGACAUCUAUAUAAGGACAUAGAAGAAGGAAGCUUUUGCUCUUUGUCCACUUGCCCUUGCCUUGCUAGCACAUCCAUUCCUUCACUGGCAUUAGAGCCUACUUCUGGAUUGCAGCAUAUACUAAAGACCAGCUGAGACAUGCAGCCUUGUGUGACUGAGCAACCACUAGAUUUUUAGACUUUCUAUUGUUGGAUUAGUUGGACUACAGAGGAAGGAGAGAGAGAUUCAUUCCAUAAGUUCUGUGACACUAGAGAACCCUGAUUAAUACAGAUUUUGGUACCAGAAGUGAUUCUAGAGAAGCAGAAGUAUAAGGAUGAAUCUUUUAAGUAUCUGGAAUAGGCAUUUCAAUUCGACAGCACCUUCAGCUACGGAAGCCUCUCCAACCACCCCCUCUCCUGGGAGCUUGGAGAGUACUGAAGGCCCAUGGUAUGAACUGUAUUACAAACUUAAAGAAAUAAAUGAAUUUGAUUAUCCUGACUCACCAAUUGUGAGCAACAAUGGAUUAGGUGACCCUGUAUAUGAAACUUUUGACAGUUUGGGGGAAAAUAAGGAAAAUGAUGAUGCUGGUUGGUUGCUUCUAGCAUCUCUGGAUAAACUGAUAAAGGAUAGGAAUGAACUCCGGGAUAAAAUUAACCAACUACAGAAUAUGGUGAAGGACAACAAAGAACUCAAUGAUAAAAUUGACCAUCUUCAGAUGCUCAUAAACAAUCUAAAGAUUUCUAAGUGUGCCCUGGAAAAGAACCUUCUCUCCAGCAGCCACAAAGCUCAAUUUAUGGAAAAUCAAACUGAAGCUCUCAUUAUAAGGUUAGCUGAGUUACAGGGAAAAUUCAAGUCCCAGCCUCGGAGAGUGUCAACAGGUAAAGUAAGAGCAUUAAUUGGUAAAGAAUGGGAUCCUAUAACUUGGGAUGGGGAUGUGUGGGAGGACCCUAUUGAAGCUGAGAACUUUGAAUCCUCAGAUUCUCAAGUGUUUAUCUCACCUGAGGAAGUAGUACCCUCAGCCCCACCCCUUGAAAUACAGCCUUUUUCACCUUUCACUGAGGAAAUCAAUCCUUUGUUAUCUAUUAAACCAGCAGUGGCUAUCUCUAAAGGAAAUGCCAAGCAAGACAAUACUGAUGUCCCUCAGAGCCUCAAAAUAGUUGCCUCUAGACCUAUAACCAGACUUAAGGCAAAGCAGGCUCCUAGAGGGGACAUAGAAAGUGUGGUCCAUGAGGAAGUGUGCUAUACUACUAAGGAGCUUAAUGAGUUUGCUAAUUCAUUCAAACAGAAGUCUGGGGAAUAUGUGUGGGAAUGGAUUUUAAGGGUGUGGGAUAAUGGUGGAAGGAACAUAAAACUGGAUCAGGCUAAGUUUAUUGACAUGGGUCCUCUGAGUGGAGAUUCUAGGUUUAAUAUGGAAGCUCGCACAGUUCAAAAAGGUGUCAAAAGUUUGUUUGAAUGGUUGGCUGAAGUGUUUGUCAAAAGAUGGCCUACUGAGAAGGAGUUGGAGAUGCCUGAUAUCCCUUGGCUUAGUGUUGACGAAGGGAUUUUAAGGCUCAGGGAAAUUGCAAUGCUAGAGUGGAUAUACUGUGUAAAACCUAAUGCUCAACCAUGGGAAGGCCCAGAAGACACGCCCUUCACUAAUCCCAUAAGACGCAAAAUGGUGAGAGGGGCACCAGCACAUUUGAAGAGUUUUGUUCUCUCCCUUUUGCUUGUGCCAGACCUUAGGGUUGGAGAUGCUGCUGCUCAGUUGGAUGAAUUGAAUGCAAUGGGCUUAAUUGGGCCCCGGGGUUGCAGGAGCCCAGUCGCAGCACUGAAUCGACAAAAGCAAGGUGAUCAUAACUAUUGUAUGGGCAGUAUAGACAACACAAUGUUCAUAAUGGCAUGACCUGUACAGACCUUUGGUACUGGCUCAUCAGUCAUGGUUUCAUGUUUCCAGGCAUGAAGUGGAUAAGAAGCCUACUGAAUAUUUGAUCUAUAUAAGCGGAAAAAUUCUCAAACAAAUGAAAGAAAGGCUACACACUGAAUCAUGGCACAAAGCAAUCUCAGCCAGUGAAUCAAUUUUCAGAUUUGAGCCAGUUCGCAGACCUAGAACCCCUUGAAUAAAGGAGUAACCAAGUUCCCCUGAGGAAGGACCUUGAUAAAAGAGUUGCCUCUGCCAAAGAAAAUAGUGAAUCAAAAACAGUAUCACAUCCCUAGAGGAACCGCAGAAGUUAGUGCCACCAUCAAGUUCUUUAAAGAUGCAAGGGUGGUGGUUUCUACUACAUCUCCCUUUAACUAUUCUAUCUGUCCAGUUAAGUGACAGUUGACCAUCAAAACCUCAAUCAAGUAUUAACUCCAGUUGCAGCUUCUGUACCAGAUAUAGUGUCCUUACUUGAGCAAAUUAACACAUCUGGUACAUGGUAUUCAGCUACUGAUCAUGCAAAUGCCUUUUUCUCAGAACCUGUUCAUAAGGACUACCAGAUGCAAUUCCCUUUCAUAUGACAAGGCCAGCAGUAUACCUUUACAGUUUUACCUCAAGGAUAUAUAGACUCUCCUGCUCUGUGUCAUAACUUAGUUAGAAAGAAACUUGAUUGUCUGACUCUUUUACAAAAUAUCAUAUUGAUGCACUAUAGUGACAAUAUUAUGCUGACUGGACCAAGUGAACAGGAGGUAGCAAUUCAUUGGUAACACAGAUAUGAAUCAGAAGAUAGGAAAUAAAUCCAACCAAAAUUCAAGGACUGUCUACAUCAGUGAAAUCCUUAGGAGUCCAGUGGUGUGGGGAAUGCAGAGAGAUAUUCCUUAUAAGGUGAAGAAUAAAUAAUUGCAGUUGACCCCACCCCCCCACCAAGAAAGAAGCAUAACGUUUAGUGGGCCUAUUUGGCUUCUGGAAGUAUUACAAUUCUCACAUGGGUUUGUUACUCCGGGCUCUAUACUAAGUGACUUGCAUCUAUACUAAGUGACUUGGAAAGCUGUUAGUUUUGUGUGGGGCCUGGGACAGGAGAAGGCUCAACAGAUCCAGGCUACCGUGCAGGCUGUUCUACCACUUGGAUGACAUGAUCCAGCAGACUCAUUGGUACUUGAGGUGUCAGUGACAGACGGGAGUGCUGUUUGGAGCUUUGGCAUACCAUAGGUGAAUCACAGAAGAGACCUUUGGGAUUUUGGAACAAGGCUCUACUGUCAUCUGCAAACAACUAUUCUCCCUUUAGAAGACGGCUCUUGACCUGCUAUUGGGCCUCUGUGGUAACUGAACAUUUGACAAUAAGCCAAGUUACCAUGUGACCCGAGCUGCCCAUCAUGAGCUAAGUAUUAUUGGACCCGCCAAAUCAUAAAGUCGGACAUGCACAGCAGCAAUCCAUUAUCAAAUGGAAGUGGUAUACAGCUGGAGACAAGGCUCAGCAGUUAAGAGCACUGGCUGCUCUU